UGUAAGUGAAAGUAAAAUACAAAAGCAGCGUUCAUUAGGGUUACUUAAUGAUUGGACCACAGAUAUUUUUGUCAUUGCUUUGUGCUCAAUAUUAACUAACUCUUUUCCUGUUUGCUGCACAAAAAUUAGAAUAUCUAGUCUUUAUAAUCACCCUGACCACAGAGAGCGACACAAACACAGCAUGUAUUGAGUUAAAAUUUGUUUUCCUUUUCUUUCUCAGCAGUACACUGGCAGCUUAAUGAAAAAGCUGGACGGAAAAUUUUCCUGCUCACAUGUACCUCAGAUCCCAGUCUAGCAGACAGACACUCUCUUCUCUCACCAGCAACUCGGACACAAUGAUGCAAUUAAGGACUUUAAUUUUUACAUCCGUAAUACUCCCAUGGAUGCUGUCUUCUGCAGCAAGGGAUGGAUACAUGGAAGUCAGAAAACCUAAGAAAGACGUUGUAGCCUUUCCAGACUAUGCCCUUCAAGAGGCGGACGCUGACCCACCAGCUCCAAGAGCUGAUGAGAUGCCAACAUGUCUGCUGUGUGUUUGCCUGAGUGGAUCUGUUUACUGUGAGGAGGUGUCCCCUGAAUUGUCAACCGUCCCAUCACUGCCAAAGGAAACAGCAUAUCUCUAUGCACGUUUCAACAAAAUCACAAAAAUAAAAAACAAAGAUUUUGCAGACAUGGCCACGUUAAAAAGAAUUGACCUCAGUGGGAAUCUCAUCGCUGAGAUAGAAGACGGAGCGUUUUCAAAACUUCUCAAUCUUGAGGAGCUCAAUCUUGCAGAAAACAGACUAACUAAACUUCCCAUGCUGCCCACCAAGCUGGUAUCAUUCAACGCCAAUUUCAACCAGCUGAAAACCCAGGGUGUGAAGGCAACUGCCUUUAAAAAACUCACGAAACUGGCAUAUCUUUACCUUGGAAACAACGAACUGACAGCGGUGCCCCAACUUCCUGAGUCUCUUCACGUUGUGCACCUCCAUAACAACAAGAUCUCAACGAUAACGGACGAGACGUUCUGCAAAGGUAACACCAGUUACUACAUCCGUACCAACAUGAACGAGGUGAGACUGGACGGGAACCCCAUCCAGCUGUCCAUGCACCCUAACAGCUUCAUCUGUCUGGAGACUCUCCCUAUCGGAUGGUACAACUAAAAAAUGCGGAUAGACAGACAGUGAAAAUACCAUUUGCAAAAUGCAGUUCAUAAAUUACAUUUUAUAUACUCAAAUCUACCGUACAGUUCAAGACCUCUUUAACAGAAAUUGUAUAAUUACAGAAGAGCAAGUAGAAGUGAAAGAAGGAGCUGGUGGAGUUUCAUUUAUUAUCAAGUGCUAUUGCUGCGUUCCAUUUACCUCGGAAGUCGGAAGUCAGAGCUCGGAAUGACGUCACGCUUGAGUUGGUUGCGUUCCAGUAGCUACAACAAGUCGGGAGACCAAGAUGUUGUUAGCUUAGCGAUACUACUUCAAGCCAGGUUUGACAUUGUUAGCAAUACCAGUUGAUGACAAUUUAUGCACUUUACACUGUAGUAACAUGUCCACGGAUACAAGUUGGACAGGACUGUAUGUCGUCUGUUUUAAUGAGUCACAAUAAAACAGAAGGGUUAAUUAACUUUAUAUUACUACAACUUUUACUACUGUUGAUGCACGGAGAAGCCAUAUUGGAUUUUAAGAUGAAGGUUGGUGAGUUGCUCUGACUUUUCGAGUAGGAAAUCCGACUUUAAGGGGAGUUCCAGUUGAAGUUGCCUAACUAGGAACUCAGAAAUUCCGACUUUCCAGUGCAAAUGGAAUGCAUCGUAUCUGCCAGUAUUAAAAACAUUUAUGUAAGAUAAAUAUAAAGACUAUUCCUGUAUUUUUUUCUUUUGUUACACUUUGGUUGAGACGGUUUUGUCUUGGCAGGUGCUCUGAAAUGUUUUUAUUGUAACACAUCAACAUUAACUUGUUGUCAAAUCAAUAUAAGGCCAUUGUUGAGAUUACAUCGUUACAUUUGAUCUCACACCAGUGGUUUUAUUACUGCUACUGUUUUCUAACCUUGAGAUCAUAUUAACAAUAAAACUUGCAUGUUUUUCCAUCA
Epinephelus fuscoguttatus (brown-marbled grouper) is the source of this 2055-nucleotide messenger RNA. It is a transcript of the gene ognb, whose product is annotated as osteoglycin, paralog b. The transcript has 6 exons. Bases 273 to 1139 code for a protein of 288 amino acids. The record is from RefSeq and is a predicted model, not a curated record. Gene Ontology annotation, molecular function: protein binding. NCBI's taxonomy places the organism in Eukaryota, Metazoa, Chordata, Actinopteri, Perciformes, Serranidae.